AUGGAUUCUCGUGUUUUUCUCUCACUUUCUCUCUGUUUCCUCUUCUUAUUACCUGAUCUUCCCCAUUCUGCUAUUCGGUUUCCAAGAUGGCUCGGAGAUAAGAAAACACAAGGAUCUGUGAUCAGAUUGCCGACUGGUCCUUCAAAUUCUCCUGUUGAUCCUACUCGAGUCACCCAACUAUCUUGGCGUCCCAGGGCUUUCAUCUAUAGGAAAUUUUUAACAGAUGAGGAGUGUGAUCAUCUCAUUAUUCUGGCCAAGGAUAAGCUAGAGAAGUCCAUGGUUGCUGAUAAUGAAUCAGGCAAGAGUAUAGCGAGCGAGGUUCGUACGAGUUGUGGCAUGUUUCUUAGGAAGGCCCAGAUUGUUGAGAGGUGUUUGAGAAGGUGCUUUGGUCUUAGCAUUUGGUGCGGUGAGCUUUGCCACCUUAUUCGCAGCAUAAAAGUUUUGUCCAAAAAUAAUGGCAGCUAUCUGCACAUUGUGAGGAAGGAAGAAAUUGUUGAGAGCUCAAACUGA
Cornus florida is the source of this 510-nucleotide messenger RNA. RefSeq names its product probable prolyl 4-hydroxylase 7. Gene Ontology annotation, molecular function: procollagen-proline 4-dioxygenase activity. Gene Ontology annotation, cellular component: endoplasmic reticulum. NCBI's taxonomy places the organism in Eukaryota, Viridiplantae, Streptophyta, Magnoliopsida, Cornales, Cornaceae. The transcript is spliced from 5 exons. The record is from RefSeq and is a predicted model, not a curated record. The coding region runs from base 1 to 510 and encodes 169 amino acids. Gene Ontology annotation, biological process: peptidyl-proline hydroxylation to 4-hydroxy-L-proline.